GGCGGGCGGGGGUCGCGCCGCGGCGUUCCCCGCCGGCCUGAAGGAGGACGCGGGGCGCUCGGUGGGCCCCAGCCAUGGGGUGUUGCGACGCGCGGGGGCUGCUCUGGAGAUUCGGCCUCUUCCUCCCCCUGCUGACGGCGCGCCCCGCAGCCGGCGGACACGGCGCCUCCAACCAAGUUGUGCUGCUUGAUACUACAGCUGUCCUUGGAGAAUUAGGAUGGAAAACAUUUCCUUUAAAUGGGUGGGAUGCCAUUACUGAAAUGGAUGAACACAAUCAUCCCAUUCAUACGUACCAGGUGUGCAAUGUGAUGGAACCAAACCAAAACAACUGGCUUCGAACAAACUGGAUUUCCCGUGAUGCUGCACAGAAAAUCUAUGUGGAAAUGAAGUUUACCCUGAGGGACUGCAACAGCAUUCCGUGGGUAGUGGGAACCUGCAAGGAAACUUUUAAUCUCUACUACAUGGAAUCAGAUGAAUCUCAUGGAUUAAAAUUCAAGCCAAACCAGUACACUAAAAUUGAUACUAUUGCAGCUGAUGAGAGCUUUACUCAGAUGGACUUGGGUGAUCGCAUUCUUAAACUCAACACAGAAGUUCGUGAGGUUGGGCCAAUAAACAAGAAAGGCUUUUAUCUUGCAUUUCAGGACAUUGGAGCAUGUAUUGCUUUGGUCUCAGUCCGUGUUUAUUACAAGAAGUGCCCUUUCACAGUCCGUAACUUGGCCAUGUUUCCUGAUACUAUUCCAAGGGUUGAUUCUUCCUCUUUGGUGGAAGUGCGGGGCUCCUGUGUGAAGAGUGCUGAGGAACGUGAUACUCCAAAAUUGUAUUGUGGAGCAGAUGGGGAUUGGCUUGUGCCUCUUGGACGAUGUAUCUGCAGCGUAGGAUAUGAAGAAGUGGAUGGUUCCUGUCACGCUUGCAGGCCUGGAUUCUAUAAAGCAUUUGCUGGAAAUGUAAAGUGCUCCAAGUGCCCUCCACACAGUUCAACCUAUGUUGAAGCAACUUCAGUAUGUCAGUGUGAAAAAGGUUACUUCAGAGCUGAGAAAGAUCCACCAACUAUGGCAUGUACCCGGCCACCUUCUGCUCCCAGGAAUGUGAUUUUUAACAUUAACGAAACGGCUCUCAUGUUGGAAUGGAGCCCACCAAGUGAUACCGGAGGAAGAAAAGAUCUCACCUACAGUGUCAUCUGUAAGAAAUGUGGGUCAGAUGCCAGCCAGUGUGAAAUAUGUGGGGGAGGAAUCCGCUUCAUUCCCAGGCACACAGGUCUCAUCAACUCCUCUGUGACGGUGCUGGACUUCGUGUCACAUGUGAACUACACCUUUGAAAUCGAGGCCACGAAUGGCGUCUCGGAGUUGAGUUUCUCUCCCAAGCAGUUCACAGCUAUCACAGUUACCACAGACCAAGAUGCACCCUCCUUGAUAGGUAUGGUAAGGAAGGACUGGGCUUCCCAAAACAGCAUUGCCCUCUCCUGGCAAGAGCCGGACUUUCCCCAUGGAGCCAUUCUGGACUACGAGAUCAAGUACUAUGAGAAAGUCUACCCACGGAUAGCGCCGGCAUUUUGGCACUACCUGCGGGUAGAAGAGCAUGAGCAGCUCAGCUAUUCCUCCACAAGGUCCAAGGCUCCAAGUGUUAUCAUCACAGGUCUCAAGCCAGCCACCAAGUAUAUAUUUCAUAUCAGAGUCAGGACGGCAGCAGGAUACAGCGGCUAUAGCCAGAAGUUUGAAUUUGAAACUGGAGAUGAAAGUAACCCUUUUAAGCUUUCCAUUCCAUUGCCUGCUCCUUUUCCCACAUACCCUCUGAGACUGGAGACCAUCAGCUCACAGGAACUGCAGCGCUUCUGGAAAGCUUCUGAUAUGGCUGCAGAGCAGGGACAGAUUCUCGUGAUUGCCACUGCUGCUGUUGGUGGAUUCACUCUCCUGGUCAUCCUCACUUUGUUCUUCCUGAUCACUGGGAGAUGCCAGUGGUACAUAAAGGCCAAAAUGAAAUCUGAAGAGAAGAGAAGGGCUCAUUUGCAAAAUGGAAAUUUACGUUUCCCAGGAAUCAAAACAUAUAUUGAUCCAGACACAUAUGAAGACCCAUCCCUUGCUGUCCAUGAAUUUGCAAAGGAGAUAGAUCCUUCAAGAAUUCGUAUUGAGAGAGUUAUUGGGGCAGGUGAAUUUGGGGAAGUAUGCAGUGGACGUCUGAAGACACCAGGAAAAAGAGAGAUACCUGUUGCAAUUAAAACUCUGAAAGGUGGUUAUAUGGACAGGCAAAGAAGAGAUUUCCUGAGAGAAGCUAGUAUAAUGGGUCAGUUUGAUCACCCAAAUAUAAUUCGUCUUGAAGGAGUUGUUACAAAAAGAUCCUUUCCGACCAUUGGGGUGAAGUCUCUUUCGAGAUUCCUGAGGGCGGGAUUUUUAAAUAGCAUCCUGACCUCACAUCCAGUCUCAGGGGGUGGAUCUUUACCCCCCAGCAUUUCCUCUGGCAGACCAGUAAUGAUUGUAGUUGAAUACAUGGAGAAUGGAUCCCUUGACUCCUUUCUGCGGAAACACGAUGGCCACUUCACAGUCAUCCAGCUGGUGGGCAUGCUGCGGGGAAUUGCAUCUGGCAUGAAGUACCUCUCAGACAUGGGCUACGUACACCGUGAUCUGGCAGCCCGUAACAUUUUGGUCAACGGCAACCUCAUGUGCAAAGUCUCCGACUUCGGUUUGUCACGAGUGUUGGAGGAUGAUCCUGAAGCUGCUUAUACAACAAGUGGUGGAAAAAUUCCCAUCCGGUGGACUGCUCCUGAAGCUAUAGCUUACCGCAAGUUCUCUUCAGCGAGCGAUGCGUGGAGCUACGGGAUUGUAAUGUGGGAAGUGAUGUCCUACGGUGAGAGACCAUACUGGGAGAUGUCCAACCAGGAUGUUAUACUGUCUAUUGAAGAAGGUUACAGGCUACCAGCUCCUAUGGGCUGCCCAGCUUCUCUUCACCAGCUCAUGCUUCACUGCUGGCAAAAGGAGAGGAACCACCGUCCAAAAUUUAGUGAUAUUGUCAGCUUCCUGGACAAACUGAUCCGCAAUCCAAGCACUCUUCAUACCCUAGUGGAGGACGUACUUGUAAUGCCAGAUUCACCUGGUGAAGUCCCAGAAUUUCCUUUGUUUGUUUCAGUUAGUGACUGGCUGGACUCCAUAAAAAUGGGUCAAUAUAAAAGCAACUUCAUGGCAGCAGGUUUCACAACUCUGGAUAUGGUUUCAAGAAUGAGUAUUGAUGACAUUAGAAGAAUUGGAGUUGUACUCAUUGGACACCAGAGACGAAUAGUCAGCAGUUUACAGACUUUGCGGUUACACAUGAUGCACAUACAGGAGAAAGGAUUUCAUGUAUGAAAGUACUAGAAUCAACUGUGUUUUGUGCCUCAGCAUUUCUAAAACGAAAAAUAUUCUCAUUCUUCCCUUCUGCUUUUCUCAACUUCAAGAACUGCAGUCUCCUGGUUAGACUCCAAAAGUACUUCUACGUUAAUGCUUCCAAACUGGAAUUUUUAAUCACACUGCAUAGUUCCUCUGUCAGUUAUCUGCCAAUAAAAUCCUGACCUACUGCAAGACUUGCUACACGUUGAUGAAUAAUAACUCAGCAACUCAGCAUGGAUGUGUAACUUUGUAUAACAGUACUUGGGAAACUUUCACAAACUUACUGGAAAGUAGUAAUCCGUUUGGCCUGGUGUGGCUUCUUUAUCGAUGUAUUUAGAGUUUGCUGGUAGAUCAAAACGUAUUUGACUUCUUUCAUGUUCUGUGACCAUGUAACUUCCAAUACCAAAUGUGCAAUCAAGAAGUUUCACAUAAAUAUUUAUUUUAUCUUCUAAUUAAAUCAAAAUGUAUGGGUCCUAUGGUUAUAUUACUUUAUAAUAGUUUAAAUGCUGGUAAGCCGGUGCCUCAAAAUGUGAACAUUGUUUGCAAAAAUGACUGAUGAUUUUAUGUAGUGAGUUUUCAUUGUGUUGGAACUGGGAGGAUAGUGAGAGAAAUCUGGCUGAAGUCUUCAGGUCCUUGAUUCUGAAUUAUGUUAGCACUCGACACUUUUUAUGCUUUAAAUUUUAGGUAAGGUCAAAAUAUUUAUUCAGCCCUAGGUUUUUUAUUUUAUUUUAUUUUUAAUAGUCAGCAUUUGCCUCUAUUCCAUGGUAAAUUGUCACCGGAAGACUGGAUGUAAUGUUUCCAUAACUACAUGUAAAACAUGGUUGUCCGCUAUACUGUGGUUACAUAGACUUCAGAAAGUUUUCUGUUCCAAAAAUGUAGGCCUCCACAAGCUGAACUGUCAUUUCCACCAGUGGUAGUAGAUUUAGAGGGUCAAUCAUCAGUGGGGUGCUGGAGCAGAUUGGCCGUAGCAUCAUCCAAUUGAAGAUAGUGGUACAGCCACAAACUAAUGCUGGAAGUUACGCUCUGUGGUGUUCAGUUUUAUUAUACGUAGGCAGAAAAGGAGACAUAGGACAGCAGUGUAUUAAUAUGUUGCCUUGAGUCUACUUCUAACUGCUUUUAGAAGUGAAAAGCAGACUGCUGAAGUGGAGUUCUGGUUUCUGUGGGGGCCAGAUCUUCAUUUAGUACAAGUUCCAAAACAAUAUCAAAGAUAAUUACUUUUAGAACUCUUCAAUAGCCAUAUUUACAUGCAAGAAAAAUGGCUGCAAAGGCCUAACAUAAUAUUUAUACCUCUGUAAGAUUUACAGCUUUCAUGUUUUAUUCAUGCAACUUACACAGAUGUGCUGGGCUACAUUUCCAAACUUUUGCAUGAGAUAUGUGCUGCUAGAAACUGGGACACGAGCGCAUGUCUGCGAACUGGAGAAGUCACACGCAGAUCUACAUGCAUGUCACAUGUAAACUGGGUUUUUGUUAGUUUAUGCAUAGUUUGGAGGACAUUCUCAAGUUACACGGCAUUUCAAUAUACUUAAAGAUUACAAAUCUUCAGUUAAAUGGCGCAUUUGGGUAAUUACUAUAAUAUAUUUGUAUAUCAAAAUGAAUUAACUACGUUAUGUAAUCAUAAUGAUAUUUAGUGCUUAAUUUACAGCUUGUAAAUCAAAUUGUAUUUCCUGACUCUCAGAAAGGCUACUGUUGUAUGCUGGUGGCAAAGAAGGAAAAGCAGAAAGCAACUCAAAAAAAAUUAGGCUUCCAGCUGGUUCACAGAGUUAAGACAUGCUAGGCCUGAUUCACUGUUGUUACCUUAUGUUAGAAUAACUUCAUUAAUUUAAAUGGAUACAAGUAGUGAACUGCAGAAAUUUUUCUUUCUUCUGUUAAAAAAACAAAAACAAUGAAACAACAGUUUUAACUGAAGAAAAAGUUUUCUAAAAGUAAGUAUUCACCAGUGUUCUAUGAUGUCAAGUUGGUAAGCAUGUUUAAAGAGGGGCAGUGCUAGUCUUAUUUUAGCUACAAAUUUUAUCAGCAUGGGUAGUCCCACUGACCUCAGACUGAUAAAUUCUGCCCCAAUUCCAAAUCUGAGUUUUUAGGAUUUUUUUUUUUUUUUUUUGGCAAGGGUGCCCUUAGAGAAAUAAAAUCAUACCUACCUUAAAAAAAACAACAUCACAGAGUAAUUUAAGAUUUGUUUUUUCUUUAUUAUUUCAUUUCCUAGUAUGCCAGUCAUUGCUUUUAUGGCCAUUAAUGUGACAUCUGUGAAAGGAGGCUGUCACGUUUAAAUUUAUUACUGAAGAGAUAUGAGUCUGUUAUUUGUUAAUAGAGUUUCAAAAUUGCUCAUAACUAGACCAGACCAUAAAUGUGCACUUUUAAAUUCUUCUUUGAAAAUUUAUUCAUUCUUGGUAGUGCGUACACUACACACAUUACAAAGCUGUAUGUUACAUGAACACAAUCUGGUUAUACUUCAUGGAAGUUAAUUUCCAAACUUAUCACGCUACUGAAAAUAUAUUUUCAAAUAAUAUAUAAUAACAAUAUAAAAACAUUUAUUAAUCAGAUCUAUUUUUUAUAUGAAUAAGAAUUUGGGUAACCAGAAAGAAAAGAAGAAGAGAUUUCAAUGAGACCGUUUAUUAAAAACAUUAUAAAUCCAGGAUUUUUGGGGGGUUUAUAUGGUUUGUGUUUUUUUGUUUUGGUGGUGCAAUAUGACACAUUUAUAAUAGUUGUUCUGAUCAAAUUUACAUUUAAUCCAUUUUGGAAACAUUUGAUUUGCUCUUGUUAUGUUUCUAACCCUACUCUUCCAUUUUAUUCAGCACAAAGGAAAGUGCUACCAUUACGGCUGUUUAUAUUUUUAUUCAUUCAAAAACAAGAACAAAAACACUUUUUUCAAAUUGUUUUUUCAAAUGUGAGCUCAAUUCUGUGCAAGCUACAAGUGUAAAUUUGAAAUUCAAGCAACUUUCUUUAUUGCAGGGAAUACUUUCUUUGGGUGAAAAUUCUACCAUUUAAUUAACCUGUAUAUCGUAGUGUGCAGUUACUGAUUAAAUUUAACAAAUUCAAGUAAAUCUAGAAAUCUGCUUUUGAAAAUCUGGCCAACAUUGCACGGUGUUUCAUGACUAAAAGUACUCAUUGAAAAUUCAUGAAAUAAAGACUGCAUGAUAUACAAGCCCCCUAAAAAUUGAUUAAAAUGUGGACACAAGGAAAUAGUUCCAAGCUUGUUAUUUACAAGUGAUAUCCAUGCACAGGCUUUUCUAACAGGUGUGGUAGUCAUGCAUCUAGAACAAAUCCAUCUGUACUGUUAUCACUACCUUGGUACAAGUUAAGUCUUCAGAAGAUAGUUUUAAUGAGGGCCUUUGUCUGCUGGGCAGGAAAACUGGGUUAGCAUCUCUUGGUCAAUAAGUGCACUACCCAGUUGUCCAUCAUGUGUCAACCACUGUGCUUCCUAAGUUGACUGACAAGCAGCUUAGAUAUUCAUUGCAGCCAAGUGGGUCAGUCAUCAGUCUAACAUGGAAUCUCAAGCCAUCCCCACCUGAUGGAAACUCAGAACCCCAAGAUCUAUUAGGGGGAAAUUUUUUCUCACCUAACUUUGGAGGUGUGCGUUUGAGCUAGUCAUCUUAGGUUCCAUUUAAUUAGUGAAGAGAACAGGGCCCUUGUAGUAUUCACAUAGUGAUAAAUGUCAUCUGACAGAUGUAAUCAUUAACUUUUGGGUGAGAAGAAAUGUGCCAAACCAGCACUUGAGACAAAAUGAGUAACUCAGCUUAUAGAAGCAGAGAAGGAAGCAUAGGGGCAUGGAAUGGCUGGGGUUGGAAGGGACCUUAAGGUUCAUAAAGCUCCAACCCACCUGCUGCAGUGGCUGCCAACCUCCAUAUCUAUUACCAGAUCCAGGCAUCUGUUCUUAAUCUUGUGCACUGAUUGUAUCUAGUCAUCGUGCUGAACCUCUGAAAAAGAGAGGACACCAUGUGUAAUGCUGAUGUUGACAUUAAGUGUGUAACAGCAUAAUGUCUGUCCAAUGAAAGCUUAGGUGCACGCUGUGCUUUAAUACAUGAGCAUCAGGCUAUCUUACAGUUGGAAAUAGUACACUCAGCAAGUAAUUCAAGUAACUUAAUUGCUCUGGACAAAGCAUUCUGUGUCAGAAGAUUGUUUAUUCUGACACAGGAUUCAAACUGUUCCACUUAAUUUUUGUAAUUCAGGACUCGCUAUUCGUUUUCCAUUUUUAUACAUACGCUGAACCUAAUUCUGAGCUCCAUGAAGUUCUUUUUCAAUGCAGAUUCACCUUUUAUAGUAACAAAAUAAUAUUAAUGAAAAGAAUUUGGUCUAUUGCAUCUUCUAAGAAAAGUAUUAGAAAUUGAAAUACUUCAUUUAUCAUGGCAUUUGUGCAUGGUUGAAGAGUAUUGUAUUGUGUUAAACAGGUUUCUUUCGGAAUGCCCUUGCUCCCUAACUGCAGUUGAUCUUUCCUGAGCAAAUUGCAAAAAUAUUUUUUUUUCUUUAUUAGUAGUACUAUUUUUUUUAAAGAAUAAGGAAGAGAUCUGUUAAGUUGGGCUAACACCAAGUACUACAGUGAUCUUGAAAUCUCUCAGAGAGACAAAUGAAUCAGUACUGAAAAGGGGAAAAAAAAAUCUAAGAAGGUUAGAAUAAGGUGAAAGAAAACUUUCUAUAUCGUGCCAAGGAGUUCUAACAAAAACAAAAGAAAUGGCACAAAAACAGUUCAUGUAUUUAGAGUGCACAGAUCUCUUCUACCAUCUCAUCUGUGAAUGCUAUGGUUGUAUAUAGAUCCUCAGAUUAUGGACUAGGACAUACUGAGUACAUAGUGGAUAUAAAAAAUAUGUGGAUGUGUAUAUAAAGAAUUGUAAAUACAAUGUAUAUCAUAAUGCCUGAGAUUUUUCAAGCGCACAUGAAUUAAUUAUCUGGCUCUCAAUAAUGGUAAUAGGGUUGAUCUUCUCCACUGGCACUUAAAAUUGUUAACUUCCCAAACUUCCUUGGCUUGUUAUCUGGAAAAUGGAUGACAGCCUCUCUCUUCCUCCCUUCACAGGCAGAAAAAAAAAAAAAAAAAAGAAAAAAGCUUUCUUAGUUCAAUGUAGUCCAUGCUUAUAAAAAGUUUGAGUACCUCUGUUGAAGUCACCAAAGAUGAACAGUAUAUAAGUGAUUUUCUUUUAAAUAGUCUUUUAUGGACUCUUUUGAGGUGAAAAUAGAGGAAAAAUUCAAGGGAAUGUAAGUAAUGAUUUGCCAGUAUAUACUAUAAAAAGGUAUGUUGAAUUUUAGAAAGGAAAAACAAAAAAAAAAGAUGAAUGUAAGAACAGAAGGCUAGAAAUAAGUAGGUUAAAAUAAAUUUCCAUAUUUUAUUUGUGAAAUACCACCAGUUCACAUCGUGAAUCCUAUUUGUGUGCAAAUUUCUUUGAAUAUUCUACAUCAGUAUUUCCUACUCUCCUUUCACACAGGAGAUUUCACAAGUACAUCUCUCUUCCACAAGGGGUUAACAUAUUGUCUGAUUUUUCAUACCUGUCUAGUUAAACUGAACUUAAUAAGGCUAAGUCGUGGCACUGAAGAUGUGGAAAAGUGUGUUAAUAAGGUCAAUGUCAAAAGCAUUUCAAGCUUUCACCUGUUCUGCUUUGUUCAUGUCCCAAAUUUUCAACUGUGUCUCAGUAUCCAAGAGUACUUGACUAGUUGGUAACUCAAUGUGUGUCCCAGAAAUAACGUAUGCAGUGUACCAUGUUCAGAAACACCUGAAUAUGUGAAGAGUUCAGUGCUUGUGUGGCUUAAUUCAGAUAAAGAGGCUGACUAGAAAUUGAACUAUUUACAUGAGUAGGGUUAGGCACAAAAUGCUUGCAAAUCCAAGCCCUUAUAGUAUAUUUGUAAGGAAGAAUGAGAUAACAUAAUUUUGUCCUUUUUACAUUCAGUUCUACAUAUGGUUCCCUUGAGAGUUCACCAUAUUUGUUGUUACUAUGAGAAAACCUCCUGUUUCACACAAGUUUUGGGGAAUAUUCAUCUCUAACAUGGAAGCUGAUUGCAACUUCAUAAAUACUAAUACUCAUUAUUGACAACUCAGUGAAGAACUGCUAAGAAGCACAUAGAUAAGGCAAAACCCUGGGAAUGAUAACUCAAAAUCUCAAAGAAAUCUACCUGUCUGUAUUGUGAACUUUGCGGUGCCUGGAGCCUUGUGUGGAGAGCAACCUUACCGCUAGAAUCUGGAAAAUCAGAUUUGGGGAACAUUUGCAUUAGAAUCCAAUUAUUUAUUUCUGAUUGUGAAAAAUUGCCCAUUGAAUCAAUAAAGGGGAUAUUUUCAUAGUAUCAGCUCAGCAAAAGGCUCUGAGUGUCCCCUAGAGCAGUGACCAAAUAAAUAAAUAAAUAAAUAAACAAACCUAUUUGCUGGUUUUCCAGGGUCCAGCCAAUGAUAUAGAAAAAAAGUACAGUUGUCAUAAUUCAGGUUAGAACUUCCAGUAGACACCGUUUUAUUUUCUAAACAUAUAACUGAAGGACUAAUUUCUCUUCUUGUUGCAUAUUGGCUUUUUUGAGAAGAGCCUAAAAAAACAGUAAAAGGAGAGCUGUCCAACUAAGUGCUGCUUACGCAUCAAAUUUUCAGUUUCUUCCAGACCGAGUUCCACGUGCCAAUGAGAAGCAAAAAAGAAAAAGCAAAGCAAGAACAUCUUUUAUCAGGCUGAGUUCUUUGAUUCAUACAACUUACAUCUCCAUCUCAUUAAGUGCUAUAUAAGAUUAGAUGAAAAAGACAAAAAUUGUAGCCAAUUUUUCAAAUCUAAAGAUUCUUUUAGUUACUAAAUGACAACUUCACAAUUACAUUUUUGUCUUGAGAAGGUUUUACUCUAGAUCACCUAUUGUUUUCACAUUCUGAUGAAGGAUUUUAAUAUAUAUAUAUAUUUUAUUAAUUCCAGAGACAAUUAGGUAAUUGUGUGAGGAAUUAGUUUCAUUGUUUCAUAGGCACUGUUCUGUAGUGGCUUAGGAGUUUGAUACUGGCUUCAUUGUCAGUAAGAUCAGGCCCUAUCUUACAGAGACUGUUGUUGGAUUCAGCUUUCCUAAUAAAUUCUCCCUUUCUGCAUGUUACUACUGCCACAAAUGAUUUGCUGUUGGAAAAUCAACAUUUAUCAGUAUGCAUGCUGUCUUGUCAUUCAAAUGUAUUACUAAAACAUUAUACGAGUUUUAAUUUCUUUCUUCAGAGUUCCAGGUUGAGAUUAGCUUGAUCAUUUGAGGCAUGAGCCAAAAUCAAGUAAAUCCAUAAGUAGCUAUCAAUGGACUGUAGUAAGGUUUUGGACCAAGGGUUUCCAAAGAUUUGUAUGGAAUGGAUGGCCUACUUUAAUAAGGGGAAAGAGUGCACUGAUCUUAAAAGACAAUGCUGCUACCUCAGGAAUAUGUCAAAAAAGACUAUGGUUACCUUCAGUGUGGUGCAAACAAGAUACAAAACACACUUGCUGUUUUAUCUGGAAUGAGUUACCAUCACUGAGUUUGGAGUAAGUAAAACAAACAUAGUAAUCUAACAGAAUUGUAAUAGAAAUGGUUUUCUUUCUUGGGUGUUUUCCCAAAGUCCUGGAUUUAAAUCGAGGAUAAAACCACCUUCCCCAUCAACAAAGAAUACAACUUCUAUCUGCAGGAUUUGUCUCUCCUUUCUUCUUUAACAUGCAGCAUUAUACAAUAUGAUCUCCCCUUCAUGAUAGCAGUUCUCGCUGUUUUCCACUUUGAACAAACUCUGUUUCACAUUCCUAGUGCAAUACAGUGUAAGGUCUGAUAUUUGCCUGUUAAUUAACGGCACAGCAGUAAAUAAAAUAAAUAAUGCCCUCCUAGUCAUACUAUUUACUGGACUUUUUCAUUAAUUCCAUAUUUCAAGAAAACUAUGCUACUAUAAAAUACCCAACACAUAAACAUAAACAUUUUAAAACUUAUGGCCAUGAUUCUGUAUCAGCCUCUCCCCAAGAAAUAGUUAGGUUUGAAUUGGUCAUAUAUGUUUUUAAUGUCAUAUCUUCUACAGCAAUUUCUUUUUCUGACUUGUCUCCAUGAAGAAGAAAGCUAUUUCAGACAGGAGUGGGAAGAGUUGUUUAUUGGUUAAAUGGUGAAGGAAUUGGACUCAAUCAGUAUUUCAGUAUCUUUUAUUCUUACCUAAGGCCAUGGUUCCAAUGUCAAAAUUCCUGUAUGGUAUCAGUUACAUCAUACAUGGUGCUGCUAUGAUUGAAAACCCAAAGACUAACGAAAGAGGCUUGCUCUUGUUUGGUGCAGUACAACUCCUAUAGACUUCAGUAACAAAAGCAGUUACUCUGCACUCCUCAGGAUUGCUUCUGCAAUUUAACAAGGAAAAAAAAAAGGCUUAAAAAAGAUCAUAUGAAACUAUAUUUACUGAAUGGCAAUUGCUUGUUUUCUGGCAAAUCAGACUUCAUUGACGAAGUUAGUGUCAA
Tympanuchus pallidicinctus (lesser prairie-chicken) is the source of this 11719-nucleotide messenger RNA. RefSeq names its product EPH receptor A6 (gene EPHA6). The record is from RefSeq and is a predicted model, not a curated record. The transcript has 20 exons. Gene Ontology annotation, cellular component: plasma membrane; neuron projection. Lineage: Eukaryota; Metazoa; Chordata; Aves; Galliformes; Phasianidae. Gene Ontology annotation, biological process: axon guidance; protein phosphorylation; cell surface receptor protein tyrosine kinase signaling pathway. Bases 75 to 3332 code for a protein of 1085 amino acids. Gene Ontology annotation, molecular function: transmembrane-ephrin receptor activity; ATP binding; protein binding.